AUGAACGAUCGCGUCAAAAAUAUAAAUCAGAAGCGCAUAACGUUGAAGGCGCAGUUAACCAAGAUCGAAAAAACUGCGGAAGAUGCGAAUUUAGAACCCGCCAAUGUGAAAAUGCGUCUGGAUGGCCUAAAAGAACAAUUUCGCUUGUAUGAAGAAUUUCACGACGAACUCGCGUUGUUGGUUGAACCCGAUAACGAGCAGCUAGGCGUAUUCGACGCAUUACAAGAUCGAUUCUACAAAAUUGUAACGAAGAUUGAAACAAUCUUUCCUCCAGUAACGCCUGGACCUGUCAGUGGAUUCAACACGACCUGUCCACUGAUUGGCGGCACGCGUAAUCUCAAAUCACCCGUCGUUGACCUCCCAAAAUUCGAUGGUGAUCUCGAGAAGCUGUCCUUUAAAACCACGUUUUUGACUAUGAUCGACUCUCGCGAAGACGUGACGAAUAUGCAGAAGUUUAUAUACUUGAAAAAUUGCCUUGGAGGCGAUGCAUUAAAUAAAACCUGUAUUUAUAACGUAAGUGAAGAGAAUUACGAGACGGCCUGGAAGUUACUCCUGGAAUCGUAUGAUGAGAUUCUUAUUUUGAUGGUUAAACAUCUUGACACGAUUCUUGAACCACCGGUUCAAACAAAGGUCACGCACUAG
This is a messenger RNA of Neodiprion fabricii, 642 nucleotides long. RefSeq lists its product as uncharacterized. The transcript has a single exon. The record is from RefSeq and is a predicted model, not a curated record. Lineage: Eukaryota; Metazoa; Arthropoda; Insecta; Hymenoptera; Diprionidae. The coding region runs from base 1 to 642 and encodes 213 amino acids.